Molecule: messenger RNA, 3147 nt
Organism: Lynx canadensis (Canada lynx)
Lineage: Eukaryota; Metazoa; Chordata; Mammalia; Carnivora; Felidae
Gene: RAE1
Product: ribonucleic acid export 1
Exons: 12
Coding region: 1040-2146 (368 amino acids)
Biological process (GO): transcription-dependent tethering of RNA polymerase II gene DNA at nuclear periphery; RNA export from nucleus
Cellular component (GO): nuclear pore
Molecular function (GO): ubiquitin binding; RNA binding
Source: RefSeq, a predicted model, not a curated record
UGCUGAGGGUCAGGCGUGUGCCAGGGAAGAAUCCAGACAGCCCUCUGUCCUCCCGGAGCUGACCUUCUCUUGGGGAAGAGCCUGGUUGCAAACAGUAUCAGAUCCUGACAGGUGCCGUCCAGAAAACAGGGUGAUGUCUUCCGAGGUUGGAGAUGUCAGAUGAGGAAAACAGGGACGCCUCUGAGGAGGUGACCUUUUGGCAACAGACGGGUCUAGCAGCCUUCUACUGUAACCCUUUUAAAGCGGACCUUUUCGAUGGGUUUGGGAAGUUGCCUACGGUUGUGUCAACAUCACCACGGUCCAGUUUUAGAACGUUUCCAUCGCCCCCCAAAAGUGCUCGGGAGACGGCUUUUGAAUUGGGGGUCUGAAGAUUCAGCCUGAGACGUGGGGAGGAUGGGGGAGGGUGAGUCACCCCAGGCGGAAGGAACAGAUAGCGGCAAUGUUCCAAGGCCGGGUGGACCUUGCUGUGUCCACGCGCAGGAAGCGCGUCAGCAGAGCCACCUGGCUGGAACGCAGCGGGUGGCGCAGGCGGGGAGGUGCGGUUGAGUUGUACGCGGGUCCUCCGAACUUGAGGGGUCCCAGCGUCCUGUAUGACACGCGGUCCACGUAGCCUGGUUAAUGCUUGCGUGACCCCUGCUCCUUCCCCGGGUUCCACGUGGCAGAAACGUUCUCUCCCAACAGGAGAGCUGCAGAGAGGGAAGGAACAGAGGAUUUUCAGGCGCCGUGCGUGUGUGUGCGUGGCCUCCCUUGUUUUUUGUGAUUCUGUGAAGUGGGCAUUCGUGGCUCUGUUUUCGGGGAUGAGAAAAUCGAGGCUAAGUCGCCUGCCCCAAGCCGCGUAGCCACUGGUUCCUGGACUCUGCCUGCAGAAGCCUUGUUAUUCCUUUGUUCUCAGGCAGUGAGCUGGCGUUGCCCGGGCACUGCUCACAUUUAACGUCCUCUCACAGAGUUGUUCUCAGAUGCCGACGGGAUCAUAGCCGUUGCUUUGACCGAGUCGCUGGGCGCCCACUUGCUUCAUGAAGUCGGGAAGCCCAGGGCCAAAAUGAGUCUGUUCGGAACAACCUCGGGUUUCGGAACCAGUGGGACCAGCAUGUUUGGCAGCACAAGCACAGAUAACCACAACCCCAUGAAGGAUAUUGAAGUAACAUCGUCUCCUGAUGAUAGCAUUGGUUGUCUGUCUUUUAGCCCACCAACCUUGCCCGGGAACUUUCUUAUUGCAGGAUCGUGGGCUAAUGAUGUUCGCUGCUGGGAAGUUCAAGAUAGCGGACAGACGAUCCCAAAAGCCCAGCAGAUGCACACGGGGCCGGUGUUAGAUGUCUGCUGGAGUGAUGAUGGGAGCAAAGUAUUUACAGCAUCAUGUGAUAAAACUGCCAAAAUGUGGGACCUCAACAGUAAUCAAGCAAUACAGAUUGCACAGCACGACGCUCCUGUUAAGACCAUCCAUUGGAUCAAAGCUCCAAACUACAGCUGUGUGAUGACUGGCAGCUGGGAUAAGACUUUGAAGUUUUGGGAUACACGAUCAUCAAAUCCCAUGAUGGUUUUGCAACUCCCUGAAAGAUGUUACUGCGCCGAUGUGAUCUACCCUAUGGCCGUGGUGGCGACUGCAGAGAGGGGACUGAUCGUCUACCAGUUAGAGAAUCAGCCCUCCGAAUUCAGGAGGAUAGAAUCCCCGCUGAAACAUCAGCAUCGAUGCGUGGCUAUUUUCAAAGAUAAACAGAACAAGCCGACUGGUUUCGCUCUGGGAAGUAUCGAGGGGAGGGUUGCUAUUCACUACAUCAACCCCCCAAAUCCUGCCAAAGACAACUUCACCUUCAAAUGUCACCGCUCGAACGGAACCAAUACCUCAGCUCCUCAGGACAUCUACGCGGUAAACGGGAUCGCAUUCCAUCCCGUUCACGGCACCCUUGCCACUGUGGGAUCCGAUGGCAGAUUCAGCUUUUGGGACAAAGAUGCCAGAACGAAGCUAAAAACUUCGGAACAGUUAGAUCAGCCCAUAUCGGCCUGCUGCUUCAAUCACAAUGGGAACAUAUUUGCCUAUGCUUCCAGCUACGACUGGUCAAAGGGACAUGAAUUUUAUAAUCCCCAAAAGAAAAAUUACAUCUUUCUGCGUAACGCAGCCGAAGAACUAAAACCCAGGAAUAAGAAGUAGCGGCCGGAGACUUCUGGGCCGUCGGGAGUCGUUCUCUCUCACUCUGCCUCGUCUUUGUACGAAUUUGGGUCCCAGUUUUUGGUAGGUUGUCAGCCAUGGAUGUGGAUUUCAACCCCUGGAGAAAACGAUCAUUGUUCAGCAGUCGGGAGCCCAGCCGGCCACGGCGACUGCCUGUCACAGGUCUGUGCUGUGGCCCUGAGGGGACUGAAGUCAUUAGAGAAGUCAGCUUCCUGUGGGCGACUGCCAGGCAUUUUUCAGCGCUUCGUUCAGCCACGUCUGUAUUAGAGAACAUUGGGGAACAUUCUACGGACGCUGUACUGUAUUUUGUAAUAAAAUAUUUUGAAGAUUGCCUCCUAAGCUCCCUUUGUCUCUCUCUCCCCUGGCCUGCCCCCUAAGCUCUCACAGGGUUGUCCUGCCCAGCAUGAUCAUGGGUUUUGAUUUGUGAUGUGAGACGCCGUUGGGGGAGCAGCGGUCUUGCUGAGGAGGGCGGGAAUCCUGAGCCGUGCGCGGGGGGCCGGCCGCUGCUUCUCCAAGCACCGGCUUCUUUCGUUCCGUCUUCCACGUCCCCGGUGUCGUUUGGCUCUGCGGGCGGACGUCCUGGUGGCUGGGACGGGGCCUGUUCCGUGUGCAGACCCAAGCGGGUGAUGUUUGUGUGGCCCUCAAGUUAGGAGCGAGCCCCCUGCAUGAGACAUGCUCUGAACUCACGCCCAGUAACUGUUUUCUUUUCAGGCGUGGCUUUUUAAUUUUUAUUUUAUUUAUUUCUCGUACUUGAAAAUUCUUGGUUGGUAAGUAUCUGAAAUGAAAUUCGACUUUGACAUUUGACCUUUGAGUCCGUUGUUGUGUUCCUACCCUGCGAUCCCAAAUGCAUCUUACGCUUUACUGUCUGGGACUGGGAUGUAAACUGGCUUGCUGAGUUUGGAAAUCUGGCUUUCCUAAUAUUGUAAGACUUGUUUGCCUACUCGUAAAAAGCAAUGAAAAUAAAGUUUUCUACUGAAAGAGAU